Messenger RNA from Rhodamnia argentea, 1007 nucleotides. RefSeq names its product CASP-like protein 1D1. The record is from RefSeq and is a predicted model, not a curated record. The transcript is spliced from 3 exons. Lineage: Eukaryota; Viridiplantae; Streptophyta; Magnoliopsida; Myrtales; Myrtaceae. The coding region runs from base 95 to 730 and encodes 211 amino acids.
ACCCCACGGACGCACCAUGCUUUUCUACAAUACAAAGCAUCAACUUCUUCACAACACAAGUACAUUAGUCCACUUGAGCUAGCUUAUAGCAACUAUGGCCAAGACGGCGGAGCCAGAGAAGUCAGUUGAGCUCGAGAAGGUGCCCGACCCUGAGGCCGGCGUGCCUCCCCCGGGAGCCGCGGCUCCUCCCUCCGGGCCACCCCCGGUAGUGGAUUUGGGCUUCAUGGUUGACGUGUUGCUUAGGGUUUUGUUCUUCGCGUCCACCCUGACCGCGUUGGUGGUGAUGGUCACAGCCAACCAAACAAACCCAGCAACGGCAGCCGCCCCAAGGCUUCCGGCUCCGCUCGAGGCCAAGUUCGAUAACUCACCAGCUCUCAUAUACUUUGUAGCAGCCAUGUCCGUGGCUUGCCUUUAUAGCAUCAUCACCGCACUCGCAUCAAUUUCUGUGAUCUUGGCCCCAAUCUUCGCAAAAGACUUCUUGCUCUUCUUUGUGAUCUGUGACGUGGUGAUCCUCGGCAUCAUCGCGUCGGCCACAGGCACAGCGGGCACGGUCGGCUACAUCGGCCUGAAUGGCGACAGCCACGUGAACUGGGGGAAAGUGUGCAACGUCUAUGACACCUUUUGCCAGCACAUCGGCGCCGCCUCCGCCGUCUCGCUCUUCGCCGCUGUCAUCCUCGUCGUCCUCAUCACCCUCUCUGUCGUCAAUCUCCACAAGAAGAUCCCCAAGUAGAAGGGGGGCGCUUUUCCUUGUCUGUCGAUCGCUCUGGUUGGGUUGUGCUCUUCGUGCGAUGUGGUCGAUCCUGCAUCGGCUGGUGCAUUGGUUUCGUUCGUGUAAAUUUACAUGUACAUGUUUUUUGGGUCGUCGUGUCUGGUUCUAGGAGAUGUCUAGAAUGUGUUUACCAAUGUGUCUGUGUGUAUCUGGGCCACUUGCUGACAGUGGGUAUUUAUGUCCAAUGUUAUCAUGGAAUGGAUGUCUCUACGUGAAGCAAGAACCUCGGUAUGAAUUA